Messenger RNA from Octodon degus (degu), 3177 nucleotides. RefSeq names its product tripartite motif containing 32 (gene Trim32). NCBI's taxonomy places the organism in Eukaryota, Metazoa, Chordata, Mammalia, Rodentia, Octodontidae. The record is from RefSeq and is a predicted model, not a curated record. Gene Ontology annotation, molecular function: protein binding; zinc ion binding. The transcript has 3 exons. Bases 206 to 2167 code for a protein of 653 amino acids.
GCGGUGGACGUGUCGGAGCCACGGGCGGUCAGGCAUGAUAUUGCCACUUGCUCUGCUCCAUCCUACUCUUUCCAGUGCCUGCUGAAAGUGUAAGUCUUUAGAGAAGAGGAUGGUCAAAACUAGAGAGGAAUUUGAGUCUGUGGGGCAUGAACACUAAGCUGUUCCAUUCUGGGCUCUGCUAGCAAGACCCUGGAACAGAAGAACAAUGGCCACAGCCGCCGCUUCGCAGCUGAACCUGGAUGCCCUCCGGGAGGUCCUGGAAUGCCCCAUCUGUAUGGAGUCCUUCACGGAAGAGCAGCUGCGGCCCAAACUCCUGCACUGUGGCCAUACCAUCUGCCGCCAGUGCCUGGAGAAGCUCCUGGCCAGUAGCAUCAAUGGGGUUCGAUGCCCCUUUUGCAGCAAGAUUACUCGCAUAACAAGCCUCACGCAGCUGACAGACAACCUGACGGUGCUGAAGAUCAUUGACACAGCUGGGCUCAGUGAGGCGGUGGGCCUGCUCAUGUGCCGGUCAUGUGGGCGGCGGCUUCCCCGGCAGUUCUGCAGGAGCUGCGGUUUGGUGUUGUGCGAGCCCUGCCGGGAAGCAGAGCACCAGCCUCCCAGCCACAACACACUCGCUGUCAAAGAGGCUGCUGAGGAGCGGCGUCGGGACUUCGGAGAGAAGUUGACCCGUCUUCGGGAACUUAUGGGGGAGCUGCAGCGGCGGAAGGUGGCUUUGGAAGGUGUCUCUAAGGACCUCCAAGCUAGAUAUAAAGCAGUUCUUCAGGAGUAUGGGCAUGAGGAACGCAGAGUCCAGGACGAGCUGGCUCGCUCUCGGAAGUUCUUCACGGGCUCCUUGGCUGAAGUCGAGAAGUGCAAUAGUCAGGUGGUGGAGGAGCAGAGUUACCUGCUCAACAUUGCCGAGGUGCAGGCUGUAUCUCGCUGUGACUACUUUUUGGCCAAGAUCAAGCAGGCCGAUGUAGCACUGCUGGAGGAGACAGCAGAUGAGGAGGAGCCAGAGCUCACUGCCAGCCUGCCCCGGGAACUCACGCUACAGGAUGUGGAGCUUCUGAAGGUGGGUCAUGUUGGCCCUCUGCAAAUUGGGCAGGCUGUUAAGAAGCCUCGGACAGUUAACAUGGAGGAUUCGUGGGCCAUAGAGGCGGCAGCUUCUGCUGCCUGUACUUCUGUUACUUUUAGAGAGAUGGACAUGAGCCCUGAGGAAGUAGUUGCCAGCCCUAGGGCUUCACCUGCCAAACAGAGGGGUUCUGAGGCGGCCUCUAAUAUCCAGCAGUGCCUCUUUCUCAAGAAAAUGGGGGCGAAGGGCAGCACUCCAGGCAUGUUUAACCUUCCAGUGAGUCUCUAUGUGACCAGUCAAGGAGAAGUGCUGGUUGCUGACCGUGGCAACUACCGCAUACAAGUCUUUACCCGCAAAGGCUUUUUGAAGGAGAUCCGCCGCAGCCCCAGUGGCAUUGAUAGCUUUGUGCUGAGUUUCCUUGGGGCUGAUUUGCCCAAUCUCACUCCUCUGUCAGUGGCCAUGAACUGCCAGGGACUGAUUGGUGUGACUGACAGCUAUGACAACUCCCUCAAGGUAUAUACCUUGGACGGCCACUGUGUGGCCUGUCACAGGAGCCAGCUGAGCAAACCAUGGGGCAUCACAGCCCUGCCAUCUGGCCAGUUUGUGGUAACUGACGUGGAAGGUGGAAAGCUUUGGUGUUUCACUGUUGACCGAGGAGCAGGGGUGGUCAAGUACAGCUGUCUCUGCAGCGCUGUGCGUCCCAAGUUUGUCACCUGUGAUGCUGAAGGCACUGUCUACUUCACCCAGGGUUUGGGCCUCAAUCUGGAAAAUCGGCAGAAUGAGCACCAUCUGGAGGGGGGUUUUUCCAUUGGUUCUGUGGGCCCUGAUGGGCAGCUUGGUCGCCAGAUUAGCCACUUCUUCUCAGAGAACGAGGAUUUCCGCUGCAUUGCUGGCAUGUGUGUGGAUGCUCGAGGUGACCUCAUCGUGGCUGACAGCAGUCGCAAGGAAAUCCUCCAUUUUCCUAAAGGCGGGGGCUACAGUGUCCUUAUUCGAGAGGGCCUCACCUGUCCUGUGGGCAUUGCCCUCACUCCAAAAGGGCAGCUGCUGGUCUUGGACUGUUGGGAUCAUUGCAUCAAGAUCUACAGUUACCAUCUGAGAAGAUAUUCUACCCCUUAGAUGAGAAGAAAUACAUUUUCAUCUGUUUCCUACUCAACUUUCCUUCCCUUAGUUAUUGAUUAUUGAUGGUAUCAUAGAGUAGACUUGGCCUAUGUCUUUUGAUCCAGUUGGGUUGUCCUAGAAUUUUAGAAGCUCUAGUUUUUAUUGUUAGUCCCUUCUCCCUGUACCAUCCCUAAUAAAUUUAGAGCUUUUAUAGAUGCAUUACCCCAAAUAGGACACCUGGUGGUAUUAGCUGGUUUGAUUAGAAAUUAGUCACUUUCAAGGCUUUAGUAGAGCCACGUUAGCCCCUGUAUUUGAAAUUUGCCCCUGUAAUGAAUUCUUGUUGAUUUUUUCCUUUUGGUUUUGAAGUCAAUGUUGCUGGGUACAUUGUUCCUUUAAUAUUAUAAUGUGCUUGAUCUUGGAACUUGGUCUUUGACUCCAGUUGCAUUCCAUGUGCAUGCUCCAGUUGGAUCUGCCCAACCUUUCAGUAACGCUUCAGGCAUCUACCCCUGCAGCAUGAUAUCAUUGGCUCAUCACCUUUACCAAUGUGAAAGUACAUUUAAGUGCCACCAAGAUACACAGUCCCUUUGGGAAGGAAUCCCUUUUGGCUAGGGAAUUGGUGCCAUCUCAGAUUAGUCUCUUAGUGCAGAUGUGCUGGAGAAUGGACUGCCUCUAGCUGGUUAGUGUUGAAGAUGUCAGCGGGAGUUUGUUUGCCUUGUAAAGGAAUGUGUGGAUUGAAAUUAAGCCACAGCACAAGAUGAUGGGAAUAAGCAAAUACAAGUGCUUAGAUAGCCAGUAACUUAAUAGUGUCUAGGACUCAUUAUUUUUCAUACUGUUUCCACCAACCUGUAAUAGAAGUUGUUUGAGGAAUGGUAGGACAUGGGCCAUGGGCAGCAAGCUGGGGAGGUGGCCAGAUCCAUUUUCAUUACAAAAACAAACUGUUGGGUAAUGUGUUUUUUCCUCCAGUGUAUGCAUAAUAAUUGGCUUCAGAAUUUAUUACCGUGCUUCGCAUUAAAUAAUUGAUAAUUGUU